This is a messenger RNA of Bursaphelenchus okinawaensis, 2966 nucleotides long. NCBI's taxonomy places the organism in Eukaryota, Metazoa, Nematoda, Chromadorea, Rhabditida, Aphelenchoididae. The record is from the annotation of a GenBank genome assembly.
AUGGACUGGCUCACGCAACGGUCGGUUAUUCAGUAUAUUGGGCCGAGUUCGAGAAAGUCGGCCGACACUUGUGGGUAUUGUAGAAACUCGGAAACACCAAUAGUUCACAGUGAGGAUUCAGAUGAUGACGCGGAUCCAAGUGAAAACCGGUCGAGAUGUUUUGGUAAGAACUGACGUUUUUGUUGUGUAUGAUGUUUAGAUACAUAAUACUCAAAAGAGGAAGGUUUAGAUAUGUAAUACGAAAAAAGUGUUAUAUUAUGAAGGCUGUCAAACCUCUGGGGCAUUCUUAAUGAUUUUUGGUUAUGUUGUCAUGGUUUAUAUAAUAUAUUUUGGGUGUUAACUGUGAAAAAUUAAAAUAUGUUGGCUGUUAUGAAGUAUAAAAUUUUUGAAUUUAAUUUAUGAUUGGUUUUUAAAAAAACUUAUCUUGUUUUAGGACUCGGCGCAAUACGCGUCUAUUCCCAUGAAGCUGAAGUCUUACUGAACACAGGUUGGAGCUGGUAAUUAUUUUGUUUGUUCAAAUACAGUGGGUUAUGUGUCAAAGUUUGUAAAAAAUUCUAAAAAUUGAAUUCGAGGGUCCCCAGAGGCUUGAACAGUCAUUCUUAAGCGAAACUAUAUUAAUAUAGAGCUCAAUUAUAUUAAUGUAGCCUUUUAAUUGCCAACUUUUCAGGCCUGUGGGGAUUUCGAAUGACUACAGAUGACUAUCAAGUUUUUUGUGAUAAUGGAUGGAGGAGGUUAGCGGAUUUUUGUUAAAAAUGUUUUUUGAAACUCAAAUUUUAGUUUUUGGAGAAAUAAAAUGACUUUUUGACUUAUUAUAAUAUAAUUUCAGGUCCGGGCGAUACCUCUACAAGCCUGAAAUGGAACGAACUUGUUGCCCUUUGUACACUAUUAGGUAAUAAUAGUCGAUAUUUUAAGAAAUUUUAAGUAUUAAGGUUGAAAAAAAGACUUGUUGUCAAUUUUCUCGAAUUUGCUGUGUCAAAAGCGACCUUUUAGUAUGUAUAAAAAUAAAAAUUUUAGACUAGACGCGCCGAAAUUUGCAUUAUCAAGGUCACAAAAACGGGUACUACGAAUCUGGAGAGAUUACUUACAAUACGACAAGAGAGUCGCAACAAAAACGCCAUUUUCGAAAGGCAAAUCAGCUGCUUAUGCGGGUCCAAGAGCACUGAAAGCGCCAACGCCGCGGCGGACGGAGCCCCGGCCGACGGCUGGUCGAAAACGAAAGGAAAUGCGAAAGGAGAGAGCGAUUAACAGGCUACGGGAGAAAGGUGUUAAUAUUGAUGAGGUAGGGGUGUUUAAAGCUUUAGUUACAUAACAUAAAAUGUCAUGAACUUUCUUUACAGAACAUAAAAAGUCAAGAAUUUUUUUUCUAAGGCAUAAAAUGCCAAGGACUUUCUUUACAAAACAUAAAUAGCAAGAACUUUCUUUACGAAAUAAAAAAUGGCAAGAACUUUUUUAACAGAGCAUAAAAUUGGCUUAUUUGAAAUGAUUCGAGUUAUUAUAGUUUACAUAUAAAAGUAUUUAUAAGUAACCUUACUUUUGCAGUACCAAAGAAGCCGCUUGGAGCAAGAAAACGCACGCCAGAGAACGCUGGAAGACUACCUAUGUAAUCAUCAAGACGGAUGGAGACAUAAACUUGAAGUGAGUAUGAUGAUUUAAUUUUAGACCGGGCUUUUUGGCAUGGUUUAUACGACGAAUACUGUCUAAAAGAAUACAUAUAUAUCUAUGUUACUAUUUUUCUUUUUAAAAAUGUCAAAAAGUCUUAAAAUGUAUUUUAACAUAGUUUUUACUAACAAACUCUACUAUUUUAUGGCAUUUCAGCUACGAAUAGUGACAGAAGGAACGAAAGAAUUUUCCGAAUCGUUCGAAGAAAGCUUUAAUGUAUACAGAAAGUACCAGAAUCAUAUUCACAAUGAUCACGAUUGCACCAGAAAGGGCUUUCAAAGCUUCCUCAUUGAUAAUCCGUUUGUUCCACGAGAGUACGGAGAACUAUAUCCAGGAGGUCCGUCGGAAGGCGGACAACAUAUUCAAUACCUAAUUGAUGGAAAGAUUGUGGCAGUGGGCGUGGUGGACAUAUUGCCUUAUUGCUUGUCUUCAGCCUACUUUUAUUACGAUCCGGACUAUCAGUUUUUGAAUUUUGGGACUUAUUCGGCUUUGAGGUAUGGCUUGGAUGAUUUAUGUGGUUUAGGGAUAGAUUUUUUGGUGUAUUUUUAUAUUAAAACUUUUUUUUUAAAAAAUUUAGUAUUGGAAUAGCCUCUAAUUUGGUUUUAAGGUGUUAAAAAGUCUUGUCGCUUUUUUAUUUCCAAGUAAACAAAAAUCAACGACAAGACUUUUCUUAAAAUUUUGAUUUAAGAAAAUAUUGAUAAGUUGAUCAAAAGUAAUUUGACACUAGGUAUAAUUAUGACUUUUUAGAGAAGUCGAGCUGACACGCCAAAUCUGUCGUUACAACCCACAUUUUCGAUAUUAUUAUAUGGGAUACUACGUACAUAACUGCCGCAAAAUGCGUUACAAGGCUGCAUUCAGGCCAAGCGAACUGCUAUGCAACAAAACUCAUCAAUGGGUAAGACUUUGAACUUUAUUUUGUGAAGGAGAGGAGGUUCAUCUCUGCCUGUGGACCAAAAAAUUUUUUUUUUAUUUUUACAUGUCUUCCUCCUCCCCUUCCUAGAAGAAAAACUGUGGCUAUGUUUCUGGCAAUAUGCGCCUUGGUAGAAGCUUGUUUAAUAAGUUUUUGCUAUUUCCAGGUCUCACUACCAGAGUGCCUUCGAAUGCUGGACCAAAACGAAGGUCGCUACACGACCUUCGUAGACGGCCCAGCGGCCAAUCGCGACGGAACCUUAUCAGAUGUGCAACCGAUCAAAUACGAAUUCGAAAACUUUGAGAAGGUGGAACCGACGGACGAACUCGCUGAAAAACUCGAACCUUUAGUCAAAUACCUAGGCAAAAAUUGCAACCGGUUUUAUGUUAUAGUAUGA